Molecule: messenger RNA, 1803 nt
Organism: Aureococcus anophagefferens
Lineage: Eukaryota; Pelagophyceae; Pelagomonadales; Pelagomonadaceae
Exons: 2
Coding region: 75-1775 (566 amino acids)
Biological process (GO): microtubule-based movement
Molecular function (GO): ATP binding; microtubule binding; microtubule motor activity
Source: RefSeq, a predicted model, not a curated record
CGUUGCCGCGGGCAGCCUUCCACGAUCGUUUGCUCGAGCGCCCACCGCCCCCCGCAACCCGCAGCCCGCAGCCCAUGGCGCUCCGGAACCGCACGAUCCGCGGCGCCCGCCUCGAGUACCGCGACCGCUUCCGCGCGUCCAUCGGCGAGUUCCACGCCUGCCGCGCCAUCUGCCAGAUCCUGCAGCAGGAGGGCGACGUGGAAUCGUCGUGGUCCUGCAUCCCGCGCGACUGCGUGUCGCUCAUCUUGAGCUUCUUCACGACCAUGGACCUCGUGGGCCUCAUCGACGCCGUGGCCGCGCCGCUGUCGCUGCCGGCCGACGACUCCGACGCGUUUCGCGUCUUCGCGCGGAAACGGCCGCUCUGGGAGCGCGAGGACGAGGCCGGCGAGUACGACUCCGUGACGACCUGCGGCGGCACGGUCUACGUCCACGACGCGCGCCUCGACCGCGAGCACCGGACGCUCGUCGAGCACCGCGAGUUCGCCGUCGACGGCGCCUUCGACGAGGCCGCCGAGGACGGCGCCGUCUACGAGGGCACGGCCGGCCCCCUCGUCGACGACGCCCUGCAGCGCGGCGGCGCCCGGGCGACGGUCGUGUUCUUCGGCCAGACGGGCACGGGGAAGACGAGAAGCGCGGUGGCGUUCCAGGAACGCAUCGCGGCCGCCGUCUUCGACGACCGCGACGGUUUCGCCGUGUCGGUCUCCUGCGUCGAGAUCCGCGGCAAGAUCUGCACGGAUCUCCUGGGAGAGCGCGCGCGCGUCAAGGUGCUCGAGGGCGCCGCGCACGAGAUGCACCUCCACGGCGCCGUGGAAGCCCGGGCCGACUCGAAGGCGAGCCUCCUCGAGGUCCUCACCGCGGCCGCGGCGCUCCGGUCCGUGCGCGCGACGGCGAACAACGAGCAGAGCUCGCGGUCCCACUGCGUCUUCACGCUCACGGUCACGAAGGGCGACCGCGAACCGUCGGUGCUGCGCCUCGUGGACCUCGCGGGUUCCGAGCGGAACGACGAGCAGAAGCGGCACGCGCGGUCCGCCGUGCUCGAGACCGUGGAGAUCAACCGGACGCUGUCGACGCUCAAGGACUGCUUCCGCGCGUCGGCCCACGCGCGCAAGCUCCGCUGCCCCUACAGAGAUACCUUGCUCUCGAAACUCCUGGCGGACAUGUUCCUCUCGCCGAAGCACCGCGUCGCCGUCGUCUCCACGCUGAGCCCGUCCGCGACGGACGUCGAGCACUCGCGGCGGACGCUGGAGACGGUCUGCGCGAUGCGGGGCGCCGCGGAGAUGGUGCAGCGCGUCAUCACGGUCGCCGCGCGCCAGACCUUGAGCGAGAAAGAGCAGUACGAGCCCGUGGUCAAGUGGUCCGCGGCGCGCGUCCGCCAGUGGCUCGCGGGCCGCGACGACUUCGCGUCGACGGUGCGCUUGAAGGCCGGCGCGACGGGCAAGGACCUGCUCCGGCUCCCGAAGCCGCGGCUCCGGGCCUUCUGCGGGGGCGACGAGGCCCUGGCGGCGGCGCUCUUCCAGGCCCUGCGCGACGAGUCCAAGGCCCAGGACGCGCGCGCGCGCGCGGCCCGAAACCGGAAGACGGCGCUCAUGCGCGGCGAGGCCCUCGACGACGGCGCGGCCGCGCCCGAGGACGCCGGCGCGGCGCCCAAUGAGGCGCUCCCGAAGCCGCCGAGCCCGGCCAAGGCCGCCCGCCCGCCGGCGCCGCCGACGAACCGGUGCACGUUCGUGUCCACGGGCGCGGGCAUCAUGAUCCACGACGGCGACGCGCGCCAGUAGAUCCCCCGAGUCGUAAGGACCUAGGCUC